AUUUCUGCUCGGCUUAAAAUUUUUAAAUGCGACUGUUUUUAAAUUUAAAGGAAUAUAUAAAGACUUCCAUUAGUGAUAGUUAUUAAAAUAGAGUUAACUUUACAAAAUUCGCACUGCCAAUAGCGAAAGCGUAUGUGUGUGGAGCCUCUCAGCAAGUAAAGGCGUGGUACCAUCAUCUCCCUUGACCAAUACAAAAACUCGGUGCAAAGGGAAUGUAGGAGUGUGAUCCUUCAACAGCCUGUAGUGGUUGGUAAAGUUAUUAACUAUAUAUGUAUCUAACGCAGGAGUUUCAAAACGCGUGUGCUGUGGUCUUAUUUCUUAUUCUUGUGGUCUUAUUCCCAAAAAACGCAAUCGGAAAAGUACGUGAAAAAGCGAAAAUGUGUCUCCGCCAGCGAUAACGGUACUUUAAUGCGCUCUCUCUUGGCAAAAGAUGAGCCGACAGCCGCACCUAUGUAUAAAAGUGGGCGUUAGGUGUGCGUUCGCAGAUAAAAAACAAUUUGCUUGUUUGAAAGUGUGCAGCCUCCUUUGAUUGUUUAAACAAAUUCUAGGAUAAAUAAAAAUAAAUACUGUUCAAAUACCAAUACACACCUAUAUAUACAGGCACGCACUCUCACACACAAGCACACUAACGCAUGACAUAAAGACAGAGAGAGAAAAAAGAAAGAAAGGAACAAGAAGCUCCAAACAAGCAGCAUCGGCGCGUUGGAGAGAUAUGCGGGCAGAGAAGAUUGAAAAUAAACGUGUAGUAGAGAAUUUUUGAGACACACACACACACACACAUCCGCCCACCCACACACGUUCUCUCAUUCCUCUCACUCACUCUCUCUCUCUGUCAUUUGCUCCAUCCUUCUCUCUCGCUACUAUCCCGUUUGCCGCCCACUUACAAACCUACACAACCACCCACUCACACACAUACUCUUGUACAUAUAUAUGUAUGCGCGAAGAGUGUAAGCUUUGUUGUUUCUGCUGCUGCUACUGCUGCUCUUGUUAGCCGCCGCCACGGUGGAGGCUGGCCUGGCUGCUUCUGCUGAAGCGCAAAUGGCAGACCCUCUGAGCGGGCGCUGCUUGUGAGAAUGUCGUAAUGGCCAGAGAGGAGUCUCGCGGCAAGAGACCACUGAAAAUCUGGGACAGUUGGCGGAAUGUGCGUAAAGGCGUUGUAGUUGGAACAUUCGAGGAGCUCUUGGUGCGCGGCAAGGACAAGUUGGGGGUUCCUGCUUCAGAACCAGUGCGCGUUGUUCUGGAGUGCGAUGGAACCCAAAUCGAGGAUGGCGAAUACUUUCGCACCCUGGCCAACAAUACGGUCUUGUUGCUGUUAAGGCAGGGCGAACGCUGGUAUCCAACUGGAGUGGAUGUCAUAAAGGCUGCCAUAUCAGCUAUACCGAAAAUCGUCUGUGAGACGAUCCAUGCACUGGAACUGCAUGAUGAGACACCAUCGUGGAAGAUUAUGGAUAACAAAGGGCGUGUCACGGUCGUCUUGCACUGGGAUCAGCGGCAGGGAGGGGGCAGUGGUGGAGGCGGCGGUGGGGGCGGCGUUUGCGGCGGCAACAUAUGCUCCGGCCUGGGGAGCAGCAACGGGCUGCUUUCCUCCGACAAGUACUCGCCCUCGAAGAAGGGCCUCUCCGCACAGAGUUCGCUGGACAACAAGUCGGUGUCGUCGCAGUCCUCGCAGCCGCGCUACGCCAGCCCCCAAAUAACGGUGAUCAGCGACGAGGGUCCGGCGAGUAUAUACCAUCCCGGCGGAGUGGUCCUGCCGCCAGGAGUUGUGAUACCCGGCGGCAGCAGGCGCUUGUCCAAGCAGGGCAGCUCCUUCGACAGCACCGUGGGUGUGGGGGCCGUGCACGUUCACACGCCGGAGUGCGCCCACCACGCCCAUACGCCAAGCAGGGCCGGCAGCCCCAGCACCACGGAAUGCGACUUCCACUGCUGCGCUCUGCACGAGGAGGGGCGGAAGAUAGCCGUGCACAAGAGCGUGGCCACGUCGCCCAUCCAGGUCGGGAGCAGCAGUCCCCAGCCGGCAGCGACGCUGGCCAUGUCAUCAUCGGUUAUGGAUCCUAUGCUGGGCGGCAGCGGCAGUAUGCGGCGCUCCUCGGGCACCAAGGGUCACGUUCGUUUCCUGGACAUUGCCCCAGAGCGGGACAGCUCCGAGAGCGAGACGGAGAACACUGUGAUGGAGGACGACAAGACGACGACCGAGAAAUUUCUGCUGCUGAUCGAUCAGUUAUCGGUGGACCAGAAGCGCCAUCUCAGCAUCAAGGAUAUCGGCAUCAUCCUGGAGCGCCUCAACUCUAAGAUACUCGAUGUGGAGCGUCUGGAUCGCGAGUCCGAAUCGGAUGACUGCUACAACUGGACGAUAAAGGCAACAAUACGCGGCGAUGCGCUCCGCGAACUGGGCGUCAUCUACAAUGGCAACUACUACGCCAUUUCUGAGCAUCCCGGCUACAAGGAGGAGCUGGAGGAGAACGGCGAGGAGGUCGAGGAAGAGGACGAGGAGGAUAGAAUUUAAACGCAACCAGAUACGGGCAAACGCAAACGCAAACCCAUUCAUAGCCACUAAAGAAUAAACACAUUUGCAGAUAGAUAAUGCUCAGAGAGGUAUCAAUAAACUAGCGCAUUUUACAAAUGAAAAACGAAAAUAAUUGGAAAACGGGAGGCUACAUCUUACACAGACAGACAGACACACACACAAAUGCAUACAGCCAUAUACAUAUAUAUAAAACUUAAUAUGAGAAUAUAAUAAUGCAAGUCGCACAUUGUACGAUAGUGAAGUAAGCAUAACAAAAGUCAGUUCAGUCCCAAAAAUCCACACACGAAACCAGAGAAAGACAAAGACAACACCCCCCCAUGAAACGCAGUUUUUGUAGCACUUAGCGAGAGAAUUCCUCAAGACGGGAAAAGCGAUAUUGAAGCGACUAUCCCAACCAAACAAGAGAACUUGCAUACCUACCAUCAUAGUAACUUCCCCUGAGUCCCAAAAUUCUCACCCACUUUGUUGUUGUUUGUUUUUGUAUAAAAGUCAUGUCAUGUUCCGUGUACCGUAUGCCAAACGAGCCUUAUUUAGUUGGAUAGCCCAUAUACAUGCAUAUAGCCGACUCCGACUCCGACUACGAGCGUCACUUGCAUAAGUCGAAAUCUAAUCUAAAUCACGUGAACUCUAAGUUGCCAAUGAGAAGAUAACAGAGACUAUAAAUUGUUGUUGAGAAGAAAAACGAAAAACAAA
Drosophila miranda is the source of this 3217-nucleotide messenger RNA. RefSeq lists its product as uncharacterized. NCBI's taxonomy places the organism in Eukaryota, Metazoa, Arthropoda, Insecta, Diptera, Drosophilidae. The coding region runs from base 1082 to 2503 and encodes 473 amino acids. Gene Ontology annotation, biological process: regulation of apoptotic process; apoptotic process. The transcript is spliced from 3 exons. The record is from RefSeq and is a predicted model, not a curated record.